Messenger RNA from Striga hermonthica, 1254 nucleotides. Lineage: Eukaryota; Viridiplantae; Streptophyta; Magnoliopsida; Lamiales; Orobanchaceae. The record is from the annotation of a GenBank genome assembly.
AUGACUCUCCUCACUAAUAACCUCAUACGUGAUGUCCUAAAAUACUCCUCCUCGUGCAAAAACACGUCUUAUUAUAAUAUUAAUCCACCGUUCAAACUCCCGAGCGAUAACCUCAUGACGAACGUGUUCAACUUCACUUUCCUAACCCUCACGUUCGUCGUGUGCAUUUACGAAGCCCCGACCGAUAUCCGAGCCUCGUGGCUCAGAGCGCUCGGGGACCAGUUCGCGUGCCCCGAGGCUCGGGAGGUCUCCAAGGACCUCAUGAGGCUACUCGGGUCCAACACAGAGGAGAUUUGGAUGCGGUCCGUGAACCUUGCUAUCACGAACUGGAUUCGAGAGCUACGGGACUCGGGAGCGGGACUAGGGACGCCGAGUCGUUUGUUUUCGUACUCGUUAUCGAAGUUCGGGCUGUGGAAGGUCCAGCUGUACUGCCCCGUCAUCGCGAUGGACGUGGAGAAGUCGAGCGGCGGAGAGAUGUCGCCGGACGAGGGUUUGGGAUUCUCGCUGAAUCAUCAUCAGGUGGAAGGGGUCAUCCAGUUGAAUUAUAGGGUGGAUGUUAGGGAGAAUUUGGUUGAGGUCAUGGUCAACACGGAUAACAUAAGAUGUGACGUCGUCAAGCUCCUAACCGACGCGCUCAUGAACGAACGAGGGGCCGGCGCCUCCGAGAAGCACUUCCCUUCGCGAAUCUCUCUCCAGGUAACCCCACGCACCAUGCAGUCCGACAUCAUUAGUGUGUCCGUUAGCAAGUCGUCAGAGAACAACCCGACCGAGAUUGGGCUCGAGACGGGCCUCGAGGCCUCUUUCGAGCCACCCACCGGCAUUGGCCUCCAUUUCUCGGCCGGCGAGACCCUCACCACAAGCCUAAAGCCGUGGAAGUUCGAACAGUCAGUCCACGGAAACACUGCGAAUCUGAAUUGGUUUCUGCAUGACAGUGUAAACGGCAGAGAGGUCUUUUCAUCCAAGCCUUCUAAACUGGCUCUACUUCACCCAAGGGCGUGGUUCAAAAAUCGAUACUCGAGCGUCCACAGGCCGUUCACGAGGCAAGGAGGUGUGAUCUUUGCGCGAGACGAGUAUGGGGAGAGCGUGAGUUGGAAGGUGGAUAGGGGUUGCAUGGGGGGUGGGGAUGGAGGAGUUAUGGAGUGGGAGAUCAAUGGUUGGAUUUGGUUGACCUAUUGGCCUAAUAAGCGUCGGACUUUCUAUACCGAGACUAAAAGACUGGAGUUUAGAGAAGUUGUUCAUCUUACUUUGGCUUAG